CGAGGACAGGCGGGCGCCCACAGCUGCGUGGGUAGUAUUUAUCCCGUCCAUCGUCAGACCUGCCAGACUGCGGUCGCCUGCCCUCGCCCUCUCUACGUUUCUUGCCUCCAAUCCGCUUGGGGCGUCCCCGCCGGUGUGCAGUCUUUGGGCCAUGCGAUAUCGCGCAACUCUGCCUAUCUGCUCUGUCCACGUCCUCAACGCCCUCGAAGCAACUCGUACUUGGGCCGCCAUACGCUACACGACAAAGCCCUAGGCAUUGUAGAGCAUCCAUCACGAACACCCCUGGAUUCGCCUGGCGUUGCGGCAUUGGGCCGCCAUACGACCAACAGAAGAAUGACGACCGACCGCGCCUGAAGAUAAUACCACAGCCGGUACCAUGCAGUCCGCGAGCCAUCAAGGCCGCGAUGAUGGACCGGUCAGACACGACCCAGAUACUGGACGCUCUGAAGAUGCCCGAAGGGAUGGCAUCCCAACUAUCCGCCAGAAGUUGGAAGAGGUCGCCCGUGACCAAAAAGCAUUAUCCCGCGCACGAGAGAAGUUACUCAUCGACCGGGCGAAACUGAGGAACUCCAGGAAAUCGCUAAACACCCAUCGCAUAGCUACAAGCGAUGCCGAGGUGCAUUUCAUGAACCUCGUCCGCCAAUUCUACAACGAGCAUAACGGCACCUUCCCCGAGUCGCUUGCUGCUGCGUAUGACCGAGUCGUGGAUGGAAGGGACAGGAUUGGCACCAUGGAGGAAGAAUACAUGCAGGCCGAGCGCACACUUGGAGGGUCUGAGUGGACCUUCAUGGAGAAAGAAAACAUGUUCUAUCAGUAUGAUAUGCAGGAUCUAUUUGUCAACGAUGUGUUGGGCUCCAUACAUCAUGGCGUUCCUGCAAGUCAUGCCCAUCCUCUACUCCCAUCCCCACGUCUGCCACCUCCACCACCUCCUCCAGGCGCCUAUAUCCCAAGAAUACAUGGAGUACCACCACCCCCACCUCCACCGCCGCCUCCACCACCUCCUCCUCCACCACCUCCACCCCCGCCGCAACAUGGAGCUUGCAUUCCAAUAAUACAUAAGGCGCCACCGCCGCCGCCACCGCCACCGCCACCGCUUUUCCGUCCCCCGCCACCACCGCCCCCACCGCCAUUGCUAGAUACAUACCCUAGAGUGGGACUCAUCGGCCAGGAGUAUCAGAUGGCACUGGCCGACCUUGGCCGUUUAAAGAGGGAGUUCAACUCCCUACGGUUUGAACAGUCUAGACUCCUCGAUACCGGUCCCCGUCCAAGCCUGACCAGCCCCAACGAGAUUACCGAACCUUCAGGAUCAUCGGGUUUCUUUGACAGAUAUAGCGCCUUAUUGGAGAAAAUUGCCAGCUAUGAAGUCAAAGCCCAGCGGCUGAAGCAGGAAUCGAUGAAGUAUAGCAACCUCGACACAUUAUUGAGUCGCCGGAUGUCCGAUCCAAGCCACCAGGACUUACGAGCAGUGCUAUCGUUCGACACCGUUACUAGAGCUCAGACCGAUGGCGCGCUUUCCACCGCUAUGGAUGAUCCGGCUACGAAGCGCCGCAUGGGCGAUUGGCUUUUAGAUUGUCUCAAGAGCAGCGCGAUUCAGAGGACAGUCUACCUCAACAUCCUGGAUGGGUUUGGCAUCGCCGUUUCCGACCGUAAUUCUCUAGCCAACUGUGCUGAAGAAUAUUGGCCUCUUGAAUUAACAGAUCGGGCCGAUGAACCUGCCAGAGGAUCCGUUUCAGCGAACGACGACAUCGAACAGCAUAUUGAACAGGAUACCGGAUCAGCUUCUAAUACCCCUCCGCCGGAGAAAACGCCGGCUUCUUAUAGAGCUAACACCAAGAGCGCAAUAUCUUUGGAGGCUACUAGGGACAUUGCGAAUUUGGAGGAAGGCAAUCGCGUAUACGACUACCUUGGCAUGAUUGGACAAUAAUGUCUAGAAUUGUGGGCUUUGCCUUCGGCGCGUAGCUCACGAUGUACUACUACCUUUUUGGCCUUGGCCUUUUUUACUGCAUCGGAUGGUCGACUCAUAGGUGACUGGAUUCGCUUUUUUGGAGCAUCUGUCCUUCGGGCCCGCCUGCGGUUUUCAUGAAUCAUGCCUCUAUAUCCUUUUUUUUCAGCGGCAUCAAAAUUCGAGACGAUCGAUCGGCCCUUGGCAUAGGAGAAACUGAUC
Molecule: messenger RNA, 2164 nt
Organism: Trematosphaeria pertusa
Lineage: Eukaryota; Fungi; Ascomycota; Dothideomycetes; Pleosporales; Trematosphaeriaceae
Exons: 1
Coding region: 377-1924 (515 amino acids)
Biological process (GO): actin filament polymerization
Cellular component (GO): actin filament; cytoplasm
Molecular function (GO): microtubule binding; actin binding
Source: RefSeq, a predicted model, not a curated record